UGGAAGAGGAUGACGACGAUAAUAUCAUUAUCAUUGCUAUGGCCGUCGUCUGCUCAUUGCUGGUCAUUGCACUCAUUUUGGCAGCCAUUUUCUUUGUGCACCGCCGCAGAAAGCAGAGGGGUCACAAGGAAACAGGACCUGUGCAGCCUGACACCCUUGAGGAGACAGAAAUGAUCAAAACACGAAGACCUAUCCUGAUUCGAACGUUCAGACGAACUCUGGUACAGCUCCACGGAGAUUCAGACUUGCUGUUCCGGGCUGAGUUUGAGGACAUACAGAAGCUCAGCGCUAGAUUUCCCCACGGGAACAAACCGGUGGAUGAACUGCCCUGGCUACAACUCUGUGCGGGAAUACAUCGCUGCCCAGGGCCCCAUGCCUUCCACUGUGCCAGACUUCUGGAGGAUGGUGUGGGAACAGAAGUGUAAGGUCAUCGUCAUGCUCUCAGACCAAACCAAGGGUUGGAAGGGAAAAGGGAAAUCGUACUGGCCGAAGAAUCUCAACGAUUCUGUUGAGUAUGGAGGCGUUGUGGUGAAGAUGACCCAGUUCUCUAUGAUCAACACAUACGUCAUACGUAAAUUCCAGAUCUCCAUGGGUUCAGACACGCGCCAGCUGACCCACUUUUCCAUGCAAGGAUGGACUGACGCCAAGGCCGACUUGACAGUAGAAGAUGUGGUAGGCUUCGUUCAAAUUGUGCGACAGGAAGCCACACUUACAAAUUCUUUGCCAUUUGUCGUCCAUUGCAGCGCUGGUGUAGGUCACACUGGCACUUUUAUCGCCCUGGACUAUUUGACCCAGUACGUGGACAAGCACAGUCUAGAUGAAAACAUAGACGUUUUCAGCUACGUCAUGAAGAUGAGGGAGAACUGUCCCGGUAUGGUGCAGACGGAGACUCAGUACAUUUUCAUCUUCGAUGCACUGAUGGCGGUGAUACAGAAAAAGAUCAAUGAAGACCAGGAGAGUGUCUAUGACAAUAUCGGAGAGAGUGAAGAGGACAAGAACGAAAACCCUUCCUGGGAAGAAACUUCUCAUUAUUAUUCAACCAUAGCCUGAGUACCAAAAUGUAGAAGGGAUCAACGAC
This is a messenger RNA of Aplysia californica (California sea hare), 1078 nucleotides long. RefSeq names its product receptor-type tyrosine-protein phosphatase O. Gene Ontology annotation, molecular function: protein tyrosine phosphatase activity. NCBI's taxonomy places the organism in Eukaryota, Metazoa, Mollusca, Gastropoda, Aplysiida, Aplysiidae. Gene Ontology annotation, biological process: protein dephosphorylation. The record is from RefSeq and is a predicted model, not a curated record.